GCAGGGAUAAAAUAAUUGACUACAUUAGAUGUUCGCGCGAACUUAGGGUCCACUUUGAAGAUUUUAAGAGGUUACGGGGUGUGAUGACACCGCCAUCCAAAGAUACGAAGAUUAAGUUGCAAUUCUAUAUUAAGCACUUUUUUUAUUCCCCAUGUAGGCAGACGAGUAUACGGCCCACCUGAUGGUGAGUGGUUAUCGUCACCCAUGGACUUCAGCAGUACCAGGGGCAGAGCCAAACCGCUGCCUACUGUUGAAAGCCAUCUGCAAUUCUGAUUACGAAAAUUGACCCAAAAAUAGGAUAUUUCGUUUGGACAAUAAUUUGUAAUUUGACACUGUUAACAUCAAUCAGCUUAUAGAUUCGAGUUUAUUUAUCUCGCGAGGAUCUUCAUGCUUGUCGGACUGUACGCUGCAGGCUUACCGCACGACAGAGCUAAGUUGAGCAUAAGUGACAUCUUCGAUACGGCCUUGCCAAUUCUACACCCACUUAUAGCGGCUGGAUCGAACAGAUGCGAAACUUUAAAAAGCUUCUUUGGCUUAACUUAUCAGCAAAUGUUGGAGAAAAACGCCACAGUAGAAGAACUAUCAAUCGAUUUGAUUACGAAGAACGGAAAUAUUAAGUAUAAUCUUACAGCCACUUCGAGACUGAAGAGGUCUUUGGGCAGCGACAAACAAAUUAUCGUAUUAGUACACGGCUUUAGGGAAAGCUCUGAUGGAUGGAUGGUCGGAGGCGUAGCACCGGAAUUACUCAAAGUCGCGGGUUUGAAAAUCCUUGCUUUGGAUGGAAGGAAAAUUAUCAAUUUGGAGUAUUUCAGAUCAUCAACUUAUACAAGGUUUAUGGGAGAGCAAUUAGGGUUAUUUUUGAGUGAAAUAAUUAAGGAUGGUGUGGAUCCAAUGAAAAUAUACCUGAUCGGUCAUAGCCUUGGGUCGCACAUUGCCGGGAUUGCCGGAAAAAAAGUUCAGCAGCAAACUGGGCGGCUUGUCGGUCGGAUCACGGCUCUGGACCCUGCCGGGCCGUGCUUCGGUAACGUAGACCCGUCCGGCAGGAUCAGUCGCCAGGAUGCGGUGUACGUCGAUGUCAUCCACACUAACGCUGGCCUACUGGGACUGAAAGAGCCUGUAGGUGAUAAGGACUUUUACCCAAAUGGGGGCAUGACUCAGCCCGGCUGUAUUCUGUCAACCUGCGAUCACAGCAGAGCUUGGGAGUUCCUUGCGGAGUCUGUGAAUUCAGCAAAACAUUUUCCAGCAAGGAAAUGCGAGAAUUGGACAUCGUUCAAAGGAGGUUUCUGUUCUAAGAAUUCGGUAUCGUAUAUGGGACUGGAAUCUAAGGCCGGUGAUCCCGGGCUGUAUUUCUUCACAACUGCCGCAUCAUCACCGUUCGGGCUAGGACCAACUGGUAGCGGAUGAAGUUUUAUUUUAAUUUACAUUAAAUAACAAUUAAAUACGUUCUGAUAA
Molecule: messenger RNA, 1452 nt
Organism: Bombyx mori (domestic silkworm)
Lineage: Eukaryota; Metazoa; Arthropoda; Insecta; Lepidoptera; Bombycidae
Product: lipase member H
Exons: 5
Coding region: 388-1404 (338 amino acids)
Biological process (GO): lipid catabolic process
Molecular function (GO): lipase activity
Source: RefSeq, a predicted model, not a curated record